CCGCGCCCCUCCUCGCCGGGCCCGCCCGGCGCCCAGGAAAGUGGCUUCGCCCAGCGGAGACGGGCAGGGGCGAUUUCGGUGACCGGGGGAGACAUGGCUGAGUAUACGCGGCUGCACAACUACCUGGCGUUGAUUCGCCUCCGAAACCCGCCGGUCAACACGAUCAGUGCCGGUAUACUCCACAGUAUAAAAGAGGGACUACAAAAAGCUAAAAAAGACCAGACAGUAAAAGCUAUUGUGAUUUGUGGAAAUGAAGGCAAAUUCUCUGCAGGUGCUGAUAUCCGUACCUUCAACAGACCUAGGACCUCUGGUAUUGAGCUGGGACCUAUGGUAGAUGACAUACAGAGAAAUGAGAAGCCCGUGGUAGCAGCUAUCCAAGGCGUGGCUUUAGGAGGGGGUCUAGAGCUGGCUCUAGGCUGCCACUACAGGAUUGCCCAUGCAGAGGCUUAUUUUGCCUUCCCAGAAGUCACACUAGGAGUUCUUCCUGGGGCAAGAGGAACACAGCUUCUUCCCAGACUCAUUGGAGUUCCUGCUGCACUGGAUUUAAUAGUUUCAGGAAGAUUUAUUUUGGCAGAUGAAGCACUCAAGUUGGGUCUUCUAGAUAAAGUUGUCAACUCAGACCCGGUUGAAGAAGCAAUCAAAUUUGUUCAGAGAGUUUUAGAUCAACCUCUAGAAUCCCGUAGACUCUACAACAAGCCAAUUCCAAGCUUGCCCAACAUGGACACCAUUUUCAGUGAGGCCUUCUUGCAGGCUUAG
Molecule: messenger RNA, 756 nt
Organism: Nycticebus coucang (slow loris)
Lineage: Eukaryota; Metazoa; Chordata; Mammalia; Primates; Lorisidae
Product: peroxisomal bifunctional enzyme-like
Exons: 1
Coding region: 94-756 (220 amino acids)
Biological process (GO): fatty acid beta-oxidation
Cellular component (GO): peroxisome
Molecular function (GO): (3S)-3-hydroxyacyl-CoA dehydrogenase (NAD+) activity
Source: RefSeq, a predicted model, not a curated record